CGUUUUUAACCAGGUUUCUUACCCGGGUAAGGUUAAAUCCAGAGACCUGUUAUAGGUCUUUGGUUAAAUCAGGGGUAAAAAGUGGAGAGCGGAGUAAGGAGAGUAAGGAAAGUGUAGACCCGGUUAGACCGAGUAAUAAAAACGAACAAACCUACAUGUUCGUAUUCUGUGAAAAUAAACAUUUUACGAAAAAUUAAUUGAUAAUUUUGAAGUUUUGAUACCGUUUUGAAUUUUAUCGAUUGAUUGAAUUAACCUUUAAUAAAAUGCGAGUGAUUCAGUGAACACCGUUCAUCAAAUUUUUACAUUCAACCCGAAAGCUGUAAUGAAUACAUUAUGCAAGGUAGUAUAACAAGAACCGCACAAGUGAAGUAGAAUGAACCCUAAAUAUUGAGUACGAAAAAAAUCUACUAUGGAGUAUAUACCAGGAGAUCCGACACUAAUUAAAAAUAUAGUAACUCAGUUGAAAUCGCAAGGAAUUUUUGAUCAAAUCAGAAAAGAAUGUAUCGCUGAUGUUGAUACCAAACCCGCUUACCAAAAUCUCUGCCAUCGAGCCGAUACUCAAGUAUCGAAAUUUCUUUCCAAAGUGAAAUGGGGUCCAGAUCUGCAUAAAAAUCAGACUCGAGAAAAUAUACGUAGACAAGUGAACGGGUGCAGUUUCGUUGAACCUGGGAUCGCUAUUAUUGUCGAUCAACUAGUGAACCCUCGUAUCAAUACAGUAUUAGUACCGAAAGUUGAAAAUAUGUUGUAUAAAUAUUUGGGUAUACAUCAAGAAAUCGAUAAUACUCCUAGUCAAAGAGAAACUAAAUCGUCCAAUGAAAAAAGUUUCUUCAGAGAUGUACCUGAUAGCGGUGUUCCUGGGUUUUCUACAGUAGAUAUUUAUGACACGAAAAAAGACGCCGAAAAAUAUUGUACGAAUGGGUCUCGCAAAUACUCUAAAAUGGAUGAUCAAAGAAAUGACUCUUCCGCUGGUAAAAUGCAAUCAACUGAUGAUAAACGCAGUCGUGAUAAAUCAUCGAGUAUCAAAUUCGAACCAUUCGAUAAUAUUAAAGAUUCAGGUAAAUCGAUAAAAUCAGAACUCGAAAAACACAUUCCAAAAGUCGAAAUGAAAGAACCUCCAUUACCGGAAUUCGAUUCAGAAUCCAGCGACGAUGAAAUGUCACCUCCGUUCGAACCGAAUGAAAAAUCCGACAACGACAUGUCUAUCGGUAGCGCAGAUUCGAACUUCAGCGAAAUAAUUUUUGAGAAAGCAUCCAAUGAACCAGAGAUACCAGGAGUCGAAGACCACAUUGAUAUUAUCUGUAAAGCCGACGAAUCAAAAAUCAUUACCGAACACGAAGAUAGCGUGGAUUCAGUUCACAGUUCGCAUUCGACUCCUCCGGCGCCAGUAAAAGUUCACAUAUCACCUUUGGAGAUACCAAAAACACCGACUAUUAAUUACGAAACAUCGGACGAUAGCGACGAUUACGUUAAAAAUAAAAAACUUCUCGAUUCAAUUGCUUCAGAUGCUGCAGAACCUGCAGCUUUAGAGGUGCCAGAGGUGAAUUUUGAAAAAAUUGAGAAAGUUCUCGAAGAUGAUAUUAAAACCAAAUCCGUUGAAACGAUCGAAACAAAACCACUUAAAGAAGACGAUAAAUAUGUAGAUAAAAAUCGAUUAGAUGAUGCCAAAAAGAAAUCAAAGUACAAGGAUGAUAAACCGGCCGAAAGUAAAGAAAAACACACCGAAAAGAAAUCCGAACACAAGAGCGAUAAAGAUCGUAAAUAUGAUAAAUGUCGCGCCGAACAAAGAAGUAAAGAUCGUGAAAAGGAUAGACACAGGCAUGAUUCAUCGUCGUCAAAAAGCAGCCAUAGCAGAAAGGAUGAUAAAUCUCAUCAUUCGAGAGAUCAUUCGAAAUCCUCCGAACACGAUCGUAAGUCUAAAAGCGAACACAAGAAGGAUGAUAUCAAGAAAGAUGAUAAAAGUGAAUAUCGUAAAGAUUCCAGGGGCGAUCGUAAAAAAGAAGAUGAUAAGAAACAUUCUACAAAAGAUGAUAGAGACAAAGACCGUAAGAAGGAUCCUUACAAGGUUUCUUCGUCAGAUGAUAAAAAAUCUUCGAAAUCUGUUAAAACCGAAGACUCCAAACACAAAUACGAUAAACCGAGGGACGACAAAAAAAGCAGUAGCAAAAACGACGACAGUCUUAAAAGCAAAAAGAAAGACGAAAAUCUGAAAAAAUCUAGUUCCCAAUGCAACAUCGACGAAAAGAAAAAAACUGAUAGACGUUCUUCUGAUCGCGAUAGCAGCGGACCUUCUACUUCCCAUUCGUCUUCGAUUCAUCACACCUCAUCUCAGAAAUCGAGCAGAUCUGAUAAAGAUAAAGGAUCGAGUAAACACAGACACUCGUCUUCAUCUUCGUCUUCACAUAAAACGAAGAGAAACGACUCCGAACGCGAGAAAAAUCGCUCAGAAAAAUUACCCAAUCACGAAGACAAAACUCAAACCGCAGUGGACGAUCUGGAACUGAUUCUCGAAUCUAGUCCCGACAAGAGUUUUCAAAACAAUACUAAAUCCGUAGCCAAUUUCUCGGCUUGCAAAAUAUUCCCCGAAAAGGCUAACGGCCAAUCGAAUGAUCACGUUGAAGACAUGAUGAACGAGAUGUUCCAACCUACAAAACCCGUCCUGAAAAAACCAAAAAUAGCUAAAAACUUCGCCGAUAUUAGAAGAAUUAUGAAAUUACGCAAACUAUACGAAGAAGAUUUCAAAUCAAAGGGCUCCGAGCAGAGCACCAACGAAACUGCCACCGAUACUGAUAAAUCAACCGCGUAUAAAGUCAAGUUACGUCGAACGGUCGACUAUUUUGUGAUGAGAAGAUUUGGUAAAAAUGGCAAUUACGAAAAAUGCAAAGAACUCACCAAUGCUAUCAUUGAAACACUGACAGAUGUAAAAUUGAACAUAAGAAGAGUAGAUCGUCAGUAUUCGUUGAUUGACGGAAGCUGCACGGUAAAGGAUGAAGAAACUGAUCGCAUUUGUAGUAACAACAUCGGUCGUGCCGCAAACAACAACACCAAGCUAUGCGACAGCGUUGAAAUUAAUAAUAUUGCGAUCAUCGAAGACGAAAGAGCUAACUUGAUACUCGAAGAUCUCGCCAAUUCCUACACAGAUCCUAAUUUCAAACUGGGUAACGUUCCUGAGGAAUCUAAACCCAAUCGACUGCUUGCCAAGGCACCUUCGACGAAAGAAGACACCAUAAAAAUCGUCCAUUCUGAUAUUAAAGCCAACGGUGCCAAAACGCCACUACCUAAGCAACUGAGCCGGACCAAGAACGACGAUAAAUCCAAAGAAAUUGAUGACCGCGUAACUGAAAACAAAACCCCAACUGUGAUGGCAGAAGAAGAAGACACCGGGCUCAGUCUGAAACUUAAAAUCAAGUCGAUCUCCGAUGGUAAAAGUAAAACGUGGCAAGCCUGCGAUCAAUUAGAACAAAUUCAAGAUCCAGUUCGCUACUUACCUACUCCGAGUUACAACAGUAAUUUCAUGCAAUUUGCCAAUGAACUCUUGAAUGAAUCGUAUAAUUUCGAAGUGGAAAAUCUCUCUAUUGAAAUGGAUUAUCCGGAAGCUUAUGAUUUCAUGUUCGUCAACUUCUUAGGAGCAAAAGUUAUACGAAGGAAGUCAGAUGAUCCAAAAGCUAGUCCUUGUAAAUAUAAUUCGGAAAUAAUUAAUAAAAAAUUAGGCGAUAAAAGCAUCAUGUUGAGGAUUAAGAAAACCUCCGAAUCUGAUGGAUUUGCCGAUCAUAAAAUACUCAACAAAAAACGAAAACCCGCCGAUGAUUCGGGUAUUGAAAUGGAUAAUCCUGAAUCAUGUAAGAUAAAUCCCGAACCUGUUAAGAAGAAAAAGAAAACUUUGGGUAUUAAGAGAACGUUCGUCAAUCCGCUCAAAAUGAAAUUAACCUCAGGCCAAUUAAACGAUUUCGUUAGUAAUGGGUUGACUGAAAACACCGCCAACGUCGCCGCAGCAAAAACUAAAGCCUCGCCAGUUCGUAAAAAAGUUUCUAAGGUUAAGAAAGCCGGAGAGAUGAUCACUGCAAACGCUAGCCAUAAAAAGAGUGAAUCUGAGAGCUCGGAUGGCAGACGUAGUUCGGUAUCUUCAAUGGGAACGAGUAGUACGCAUUCGAAAGGUACCAAUGAAUCAGCAACACCAGUAUCAUCAGCAGCAGCAACGAAAGCUGUAGCAGCAGCGCAACCCAAGAAUAAAACAAAAAAUAUUACAUUGAAUAACGAUACAAACACAGAUACGUUGGAAACAAGCACCAGCGAAGGCGCUGCUACUACGAAAACGGCAGAUCCACCAGUGAAAAAAGCAACCGAUACGAAGACCGCUGAAGAGAGACGUAAACAAAGUAUAAUGAAUUGUUAUUACGACGAAAGUGACCUGUAUAAGCCUAGACCAUCGCUCAGACUUACUUCGAGAAGACACCGUUUGAGCAAUGCAGAGAAUAUUUGACUGUUUGAUAUCAAAAAUUUGUUCAAUUUUUACAAUUUUGAAUUUCAAGUGCAAACGAAUGUGCCUUUAUUUCUUCUCCAUUGUUUUUCUUAUUGUUUUAUUUAGUGUAGUGUAUCUACCUAUAGGUUACUCAAGUUUUAAAAUUUUGAUUAUUUUGUGCGAUGUUUACGUAUUUUUUACUGUAAAUGUAUUGUUUUUUUUUAGUAUUCCGUUCCGAUUAUGUUAUUUUAUUUUACCGGAAUGUACAUCAUUUCGCGAAAUAUUUUAUUUAUAGUUGUUUUUUUUUACCAAAUUUUAUAUUCAGUUAUUAAGUUUUGAGAUAAUUUGUUUUAAUUUUUUCUCCUCUUUUAGUCUUCUUUACUUAUUCGUUAAGUAAUUUGAAUAAAGUUGGCAUUUUCAGCGUC
Messenger RNA from Planococcus citri (citrus mealybug), 4881 nucleotides. RefSeq names its product titin homolog. The record is from RefSeq and is a predicted model, not a curated record. Bases 410 to 4477 code for a protein of 1355 amino acids. The transcript has 9 exons. NCBI's taxonomy places the organism in Eukaryota, Metazoa, Arthropoda, Insecta, Hemiptera, Pseudococcidae.